Molecule: messenger RNA, 1368 nt
Organism: Lonchura striata (white-rumped munia)
Lineage: Eukaryota; Metazoa; Chordata; Aves; Passeriformes; Estrildidae
Source: RefSeq, a predicted model, not a curated record
GGCUGCGCUGAGGUUUAAACCUGCUUCCCUCUGUGGUGAGCUCCCGCUCCCUGCGGCCUCCGAGGCCCGUCACGUGCCCGGGAAGGUGCAAGGUCCGGCCGGGCAGGAUCGCGGGGCCGAGGGAAGGCAGCCGGCCGCCAAAUGGAGCGCCUGCUCUUCCCGCUGGGCAUCCUGCAGCUCCUCGCUGCCUCCGCUGCCGUGUACAAGCAGUGGAUCCCCAACACCAAUUUCGAAACCGCCUCCAACUGGGAUAAAGGCAGAGUCCCCUGUGCCAGGGAUGUGGUUCACUUUGAGAAGGACAAGGUUGUCUCAGUGUUCGUCAGGUCUGCCCACGCGCUGACAGACAUGUACCUGCCCCUGAACGGAGAAUUCCUGCUGGCAGCUGGUGCAGCCUUCACAGCUUUUGAUGGCAGCUGGGAUCCAGGCUGUGACUCAGGUGGAACAGCGAGGUUUGCUGACGCCGAGCACCGCGCGUGGUUCGACCCCACGCUGUGGCAGGACGUUCUCCCCAGCGGGGAGCCCAGGCCGAGCGGGCCCCUGUUCUCCGUGGACGAGGAGCGCGUCCCGUGCCGCUACGAUGAUGUUAUCUUCCAGCCCGAAACCUCCUUCCGGGUAAACACCGACUCAUCGCAGCCCGUGAUUCACCUCCGCAGCAUCUCUGUCAUGGGCCAGGAGCUGAACACCCCAUCAUCCUGGGCUGGGUACCUGGGGGGCCCCUCUGCCCCGCUGCAGUUUCAUGGCAAUGGCACUCUCCAGGUGACCGGCACUGGCUGUCCUGAUAAGUCUGGCUGUGCCUGUGGGAACACCCCGGAUGGCCCCCGCAUCUGCGCAGCACUGCUCAGGGCAUCAGGGAGGCAGUGCCCAGAGCCAGCGUGCCAGAGCCCUCUGCAGCCCCUUGGCCACUGCUGUGGGGUCUGUGGGGCCACCAUUAACCUGGAGUUUACUCCUGAUUUUGACCUUCAGAAGUACCAGGACAGAUUGGUCCAAGAGUUGCUGAGCCAGCCCAAAUACGCUGGCGUGCAGAUGGCCAUAUCCAAGGUACACAAAGCACAGACCCUCCUGGGCAUCGUGUCCCGAAGCGCCGCUCCUCUCAUCCAGAUCGUGCUGAUUGAUGACAGAGCAGGAGCGCAGGCAGGCACCGCUGCGGAGCAGCUGGCAGCAGACAUCAUGCAGAGCAUAGCACAGCACGGUGAAGCUCUUGGCAUUUCAAGUGGCAAAAUGGAAGUGGCCACUGGCAGCACUGCCAGUGGGCAAGUGGGGAGCCACCCAGUGAGCAGGAUCACAGCAGGGACAGUCAUGGGGCUACUCUUCAGUCUCCUGUUCCUUGGAGGGAUCUUCUUUCUCUACAGAAAGGGAAAGCUGAGGUAA